UGCAGCCUGCGUUUUGUCUGAUGGUCAGGUACUCUAAUUUCGAAUUUGGCAUCAACAUCGUGGGGCCCAUGCUUACCCGAACUCCAAUAUAUCAAUCCCCCACCGUGAACUCCAGAUAAUAUAAGGUCCUCAGAUCUCGCACUCUUUUUUUUCAAAAUUCAUCCACAAAGCCUCCCACCAGGCCAGGACCCACAUUCUCUUCUUCCAGCACAUCGCCAGAUCGUGCUUCAUUCCUUUCAUUCCCCACGUUGGAACCAACUGUCCUUCAUUUUUUUUGUGUUGCUUCCCAAUUUUUUAACCUGACGGCAAACUCGACUCUGGAAAGCUCGAAAAUCCUCACAUCAUGAACUGGAAGUCUUGUCUCCUCGCCCUUGGGGCGAUGGUGGGACUUGCCUCUGCGCAGUCCUCCACAGCAUAUACCGAUUCCGAAACUGGCAUCGCCUACCAGUCGUUCUCGACAGUGUCAGCUGGUGGAUAUGUGUUCGGUAUGGCUUUGCCAACAUCACCUACCGACGAGUUCAUUGGACACAUCGUCGGUCCCAUAGCCGGUUGGUCGGGUCUUUCUCUCCGUGGCUCGAUGACGGACUCCCUUCUUCUGGUCGCAUGGGCAAAUGGAAAUGAGGUCGUUCACUCGUUCCGCUGGAUCGACUCCUACAUUGACCCUCUGGUCUAUGACGGGCCCACCGCCACGACGAUGUACUCGUCCGUGAAUACCACCCAUUUCAAGUACACCUUCCGUUGCCAGAACUGCAUGUCUUGGGAUUCCGGCUCUAGCUGGGACCCUACUGCCGACUUUACAGUAUUGGGUUGGGCCAUCAGUUUGGAUGCGUUGACCGAUAAGACGGAUCCCGACACGGUUUUGCCCUACCACAACAACGGAAUGGGUCAGUACGGAAUGAACCUCGCCGGAGCGAAGAGCUCUCUCUACCAAAGCUGGCUCGAUGCUGCCGGUGUCGGCGGUCCUACAACCACUGCCCCGGCGUCGUCCACCACCGUGGCCCCAUCUUCUAGUUCGACGGCAGCACCCAUUCCUUCCAGCACAAAUGUCCUAGGAGAGUACGAUUACAUCGUUGUUGGAGGUGGUGCCGGAGGUCUGGUUGCUGCUGACAGGCUUUCCGAGUCUGGCGCGACCGUUCUCAUGAUCGAGCGUGGUCCUCCCUCUACUGGUGAACAUGGCGGAACGAUCGCCCCUGAAUGGUCCAAAGCCGAGAACCUCACCCGCUUCGAUAUCCCUGGUCUUUGCAACGAGAUCUGGGUGGACAGCACUGGAAUUGCUUGUGAUGAUGUUGACCGCAUGGCUGGAUGUGUUCUUGGAGGCGGUACUGCUGUUAACGCCGGCAUGUUCUUCGUUCCCCAGGAUCGCGACUGGGACUACAACUUCCCCACUGGGUGGAAGGCAUCGGACGUGGCGGCUGCUCAGGCGCGCAUGUUUGCCCGUAUCCCCGGCACUGACACCCCCUCGAUGGACGGAAAGCGGUACAUCCAGGAGACCUACUCGGUCCUUGGAGCGGCCGUGAAGAAGGCCGGAUGGACAGAACUUGCAAGCAUCAACGCCGCCCCCAACCAGAAGCUCAAGACCUUCGGCCAUUCGCCAUUCAUGUUCAGCAACGGUGAGCGUGGUGGUCCCCUGGCCACCUACCUCAGGACUGCGAAGAAGAGGGUCAACUUCAAGCUUGUGACCGACACCAUGGUUCGCCGUGUUGUCCGCAGCGGAGCCACCGCCACCGGUGUUGAGGUCUACGCCACUGCCUCCAACGGCCAAACUGGUAUCUACAAGGUCAAGGCCACUGGAAGGGUCAUCCUCUCCGCCGGCGCGUUCGGAACCGCCAAGAUCCUGUUCCGCUCCGGAAUCGGGCCAAAAGACAUGCUCGACAUCGUCAAGAGCUCGUCCACCGAUGGUUCCUCGAUGAUCGCCUCGGCCAACUGGAUUCUGUCUCCCGUCGGCUACAACGUUCUCGACCACACCAACACUGAUAUGGUCGUCUCGCACCCCAACAUCAAGGCCUAUGACUUCUACGCUGCGUACGACACCCCUAUCGAGGCCGACAAGAACGCCUACCUCGACAACCGCGCUGGAAUCCUCUCCACCGCGGCCCCGGGUAUUCCCCUCGUUCUCUACGACCAAGUCGUCGGCACCGACGGGAUCACCCGGCAGAUGCAAUGGACCGCGCGUGCCGAAGGCUCUCUCGGCAACUCCGGCGACACCCUGAUCACCAUAUCGCAGUACCUGGGCACGGGAGUGACCAGCCGCGGCCGUAUCACGAUCAAGAGCAACCUCGGCAUGACUGUCGGCACGGAGCCCUAUGGCACCACCGGCCAGGACAAGGCCGCCAUCGUCAAGGGCAUCGAUAACAUGCUCACCGCCAUCAAGGGCUGGACCGACGCCAACGGCACCGCCAUCACCCUGCUUUCACCGGCGUCGGGUGUGACCGCCCAGGCUUACGUCGACUCGUACUUCCAGAGCCGUGGUAGCAACCAUUGGCUCGGAUCGGCCAGGCUGGGCACUGACGACGGCACUAAGCUCGGCGGUACUUCCGGCUCAGUGGUGGAUCUCAACACCAAGGUCUACGGCACCAACAACAUCUACGUAAUCGACGCCUCCAUCUUCCCCGGUCAUGUCUCCACGAACCCUUCGGCGCCUAUCCUCGUAGCAGCCGAGCACGCGGUCAAGAAGAUCCUGGCGAUCCCGCUGCAGAACUUCCCAACGACGAGUGCCACGACCACGGCGGCAACCACAAGUUCUACGAGCACUGUCGUCGCCAGGGUAAAGAGAUUCCUUUCUUCCGCGUCUAGGCGCCACAUCCGUGCCUUCUAAUCGAGGAUUUUUUUCUAACGCGCGUUGGUUGUGGGCGGAGCAGUAUGGUCAGUGCG
Molecule: messenger RNA, 2871 nt
Organism: Tricharina praecox
Lineage: Eukaryota; Fungi; Ascomycota; Pezizomycetes; Pezizales; Pyronemataceae
Product: cellobiose dehydrogenase-like protein
Exons: 4
Coding region: 344-2815 (823 amino acids)
Molecular function (GO): oxidoreductase activity, acting on CH-OH group of donors; flavin adenine dinucleotide binding
Source: RefSeq, a predicted model, not a curated record